Messenger RNA from Rodentolepis nana, 687 nucleotides. The record is from the annotation of a GenBank genome assembly. NCBI's taxonomy places the organism in Eukaryota, Metazoa, Platyhelminthes, Cestoda, Cyclophyllidea, Hymenolepididae.
AUGCGAGAAAUCAGUUAUGCCGCGGCGAAGAUGUUCGCAAUGAAUUGCACUCGACCCCAACAGACCUCACAACCACCUCUUUCUGGUCUCAUCUAUAAUCCCCCUAGCUCCUACAAUGUGCCCUCUCGGUCUACAAAUUGUCAAAGUAAAGGUGAGUAUUCUUGGUUCAGCUGUAAUCAUAGAAAGUUCCAGGGCUUAAUAAAACAUCAUAAUCCCACAACAGAAUUGUCCUCAUCGUCUGCAAAUGCAAGUCUUCCAACUCCACUGGAUCUUCUUCCAGUCCUCUCACCGGUCAGCGCUUGGCGUGCUGCACUUCCUGGUGAACGUUCCUACUUCAAUUCCACGACACAACAUACGCAUUCAUCACCAGGCCUUCAUUUGCAAAGCCCUGCCUUGAAUAGCUAUCAUCAUCACCAACAUCACACCUGGGGAGAUACAUCUUAUCAGUCAGGCAACUUUACUCCUUCCACUACGACCCCGUUGAUAACAACACCCUCGCCAUCUAAUUACUCUGGACAUAAUAUGUCAUUAGCUCAUGCUAGUCAUACGCCGAAUAAUUCUCCCUCAAAGAACACGGACAGCUCCACUAUCUCUACAUCUAGUACUAAUGAGGCCUUCUUUUCUCAGGCGCCCGGGAAUACUAGAACCACUGAUGCAUCCAGUCAGCCGAUUACUGCAUGCCCUUAG